Messenger RNA from Ictalurus furcatus (blue catfish), 4252 nucleotides. RefSeq names its product phosphatidylinositol glycan anchor biosynthesis, class U (gene pigu). Gene Ontology annotation, cellular component: GPI-anchor transamidase complex; membrane. The transcript has 12 exons. Gene Ontology annotation, biological process: attachment of GPI anchor to protein; protein localization to cell surface. The coding region runs from base 1 to 1308 and encodes 435 amino acids. NCBI's taxonomy places the organism in Eukaryota, Metazoa, Chordata, Actinopteri, Siluriformes, Ictaluridae. The record is from RefSeq and is a predicted model, not a curated record.
AUGGCGGCUCCCUUAACACUAGUGUUGAUUUUAGCAGUGUCAAUAAGAGCAGUGUUAUUUCGGUCUAGUUUGGCUACACUGAUUUCUGAAAGGGUUGAAGUUGUGUCCCCUCUGAAUUCGUGGAAAAGAGUGGUGGAGGGUCUUGCCUUGCUGGAUCUGGGGGUCUCGCCAUAUUCCGGGGAUGUAUUUCAUGAAACACCCCUUAUCAUAUACCUCUUUCAUUUUGUGGUGGACUAUGCAGAGAUUGUAUUUAUGAUAGCAGAUGGAAUCACAGCAGUGGCUCUCUAUCUGUCAGUGGAGAGCUACAACAAAAAUGUGUUCAGAAAACAGAAGUAUGCUUUGGAGGCAGACAGGUAUCCACAUGACUGUCUGGAGCUCAUGCGCUCACCCAAAGAGAUGUUCUACAUUCCUCUCAAAGUGGCUAUGUUUUACCUGUUGAAUCCCUUCAGUAUCCUAUCCUGUGUGGCAAAGUCUACCUGUGGUCUAAACAAUGCCAUUAUUGCAGUCUUCAUCCUCUGCACACUAAAAGGAAGUGCCUUGUUGAGUGCAAUAUUCCUGUCCUUGGCAACCUAUCAGAGCAUCUAUCCUCUCACAUUGUUUGCUCCUGCCCUUCUUUUCCUGCUACAGAGGUUGUAUAUUCCAGUCAACCCAUGCAGGAGUAGUUUCUGGUUCUUCACCCUGCAAUACGCCUUCAUGUUUGUGGGAAGUCUGGUUGUGAUUGUCUGCCUCUCCUUCUUUUUACUUGGAUCUUGGGACUUUAUUCCUUCAGUCUACGGAUUCAUUCUCUCAGUACCAGAUCUCACUCCAAAUAUUGGCCUCUUCUGGUAUUUCUUCGCUGAGAUGUUUGAACAUUUUCGUUUCUUCUUCAUCUGCGUCUUCCAGAUUAACAUCUUUUUGUACACCAUCCCUCUUUCUAUCAAACUCAAGGAGCAUCCAGUAUUUCUCAUCUUCAUGCAGAUUGCCAUCAUCUCAAUUUUUAAGUCAUACCCAACUGUAGGAGAUAUAGCACUCUAUAUGGCCUUCCUGCCUGCCUGGAGCUACCUUUACAGAUUUCUGAGGAACAUCUUCCUGGUUUCCUGCAUUUUGUUGGCAUGCUCAGUCCUCUUCCCUGUGCUCUGGCAUCUCUGGAUCUAUGCUGGCAGUGCCAACUCAAACUUCUACUAUGCCAUCACACUGCUAUUCAAUGUUGGACAGAUCCUACUCAUGUCGGACUACUUCUACGCAUAUCUGCGUCGGGAACAUCACCUGAGCCAGGGGCUGUACCCACAGAGAAAGGAUGGCAGCGAGGCCACACUGGUGUUAAAAUAACCUCUGAAAUGGCAGCAUGGUUACCUCUUCCUCCACUCUUCCCUGACCUUUUUUUUUUUUUAACUUUUUUUUCUUUUCCUCUACCCAACUUUCAUUUUCAAAUAAAAAAUUUGUUUAUGAUUAAUCUGGAAAAUCCCUCCAUGUACCCCAUGAAAAUAAUAAUGAAACCGUGUACUACAAGUGAGCUACCAGUUUUUGUUCAAUAGGUGUAGGUGACCCAGUGAACUAUGAUACUGGCAAUUCUCUAAAACUCUAAAUCCAUUAGAGCUGCAACAACUAAUCGAUAAUAAUCGAUUAUGAAAAUCGUUGUCAACGAAUCUCAUUAUCGAUUAGUUGGUCUGUGCGCGCAAUGGGGUACGUUUACUCACUAUGUUACUUCUGUUCCGAAAACACACUUCGGAGAGUAAAUACUAAAGUUGUGUCCCAAAUGACGUACUAUACACUUACACUGUGCACUGUGUACUCUACUGUCUAGCGCAGUAUUUCUCAACCGUGGGUCUGUGGGCGCCUAGUGGUCAGUGGUGUAAUUGCAGGGGGUUCGUAGGAAAGUUUUUAAAAUGUUCAUGUAAUUUUUUUUUUUGUGAAAUGUAUCAAAACAUAUUCAGAUGAGAUAUUUUAAAAUUAGUCAAUUUGGUUAUUCACAUGCAUUCACAAAUAUCACAUUAGCUGCUUUCAUUGAUGGAUUUAUUUUAUAUUUAUUUACAAAUGGAAUGAUAAUUUGCAAAAACCUAUGAGUGAUAGACAAGUUCAAGUGUCUUAUUGAUUUGUAAAAUAAACAAAAGAUAAUUCAGAGAGUCAAAUUAAAUGUCGCACCAACAAUAAAAUGUCAAAUUGAAAUGUCCGAUGUUAAUAUUUUUAAUGUUAAAUGUUAAUAAAAUAAAGUAACGUAUAGAAAUUACUGUUAAAUAUAUAGCCUAUAAUUGUUGUGGAUUGUUCGAAAUAUGCUAGGGGUCCAGAGCUCAAAAGGUUGAGAACCACUGGUCUAGUGUAUGAGUUAUAGAAAAGCAGUAUUGUCUAAAAUGGGACACAUUAGUUUUUUACUAACUGGAACUAUAAGCUGCUUCCUAGUCAGUGGCGCAUGACGUCAUACGCACACACAAUGCAACGCCGCUAGCUUUAGCAGACACCCAGAGUCACCGACAGUGACUUUCUUCAGAUUACUGUUUGUCAACAUUACCUUUUACAUGACCACAGUCACUAUUCGACGGAGGCGUAAUCGUCAAGUGACUGAGGAAGAAAGUGUGCGAACCAAGUCCUUUAAGGCAGGAGAGCAUUUUGUAUUAAACACCCUGAAGAUCAAAGUUUAUACAGCAGGGUUGAUGUAGCACGGAAGCACGACAGUGAUGCACAAGCACAAACUUUUAUGUUUGUAUCCAAAAUGCUCCACUGUGUGUUAGGGGUUGGGGAAACUGGUACAAGGUGCAUAAAAGGUUUAGUUUAAUUUCAGUUUAUUGUCAUUAUAUGGUGUAUUUGCGUGCUUGCAGCGUAAAUUCUGUUGUGUUUUUUGGGUUUUUUUUUAACAGAAGCGAUUUGUUAAUAAUGAGGCUGCAUUGCUCCUCACUCGCGGUGGGAGCGGAAGUAAGAUCUGUAAUGUCUAAUUAAAACACUAGGAUCAAAAGUAAAACAAUAUGCCUAAAGGCAGCGAGUAACAGAAACCAUAAGGUGCAGUGAAAGGGAGUUUUUAUUACUAAUUUAGGACUGUAAUUUAUUUCAGUGCUGCUUUUUUUUUUUUUGCAUCUUUAAAAAGUAAUGCAUAAAUACUAUUAUAUAUUAGUUUAUAUUAUAUAUAAGUAUUUAUGUAUUACUUUUUAUAGAUGCAUAAAAGCACAGAAUUAAACUAUAGUGCUUAAUGAAUAAUAUAUAUUCUGGUGUGUGUGUAUUGGGUUCUUUUCAGUCUUUUAUAACUGGACAAACAGUUGUGUAAAUUUUUAGUCUGAAGUUUAUUUUUGUAACAAUCAGUUUGUGGAUUUUAUUUUAAAUAAACGAGAAAAUGGUACUGAAAGCCCCCCAUCCGAUUAAUUGAAAAAAUAAUCAGCCAACUAAUCGAUUAUGAGAAGAAUCGUUAGUUGCAGCCCUAAAUAUUCCAUAGUGUUUUGUUUUGAGGUUAAUUUAAGUCCACAGCAUGAAAUCAGUUAAAGGGCUAUUUACUCAUGGAACUUGUGGUUGAAUCAUUCCAGCAGGUUCAAUGCAGUGGACUUUACCACCACUAGUGGUGUUCCUCACCAUAGGUGGCACCUGUAUGUGUCUAAGAUUACGACCUUCAAAGUCUCCUGCUCAGGCCUAAUAUGGCAAAGUUAGUCAUCCUGGUUCAGUUACCAACAAAGCACACUAAUCUUAAUCUAUUGUGAGUAAUGCAAUGCCACCUCUUCAUUGUUAGGAAACUUGAGUAUAUAUAGUUUUUAGUUGGAUUAAUUGGUCAUUGAUUUUGACAGACUUAGCUGAGGAUAGCUGUUUCUAAACUCAUCAUUCAAACAAAUACAGCCUCUCCUUUCAGUGUUUCCUCCAAAGCUGUUCUCCUAGAACAGAUGCUAAGGCUGUCGCAGCAUCCCAAACUUUUCUCAAGAUUCAUCUACAAUGAUUAACAGAACAUAUGCUAUAAUAUUUGCCCCUACGUUUUGUGAACUAGUAUACUGUUUCCAUUGUUACAGCUUAUUUUAAGGGGGAGAAACCAAAAAAAUGUAAAUGGGAGUUUGGCCCAUGUGGGAUGCAGAGGGAAAGUUUCUAAUAUAACAUAUAUAGAAAAUAUAACAUGCAAAUAAAUAAUAGUUCUUUAAUAACUUGAUUUGUCCUGUCUAUGACUGUAGUAGAAUGCCAUUCCUAAUGGCCUGGAGUGGAAAAUGCAAAUAAUUAUACUUGGUUUCUCUACUUUGUGUACUUUGCCGGGGGGUGGGGGGGGAUAUUUAUACUUUGAGUAUCAAUAAAACUGAAUACUUGUACUCUUAAA